This is a messenger RNA of Vanessa tameamea, 3223 nucleotides long. RefSeq names its product homeobox protein araucan-like. The transcript has 6 exons. Gene Ontology annotation, biological process: cell development; regulation of transcription by RNA polymerase II; neuron differentiation. The record is from RefSeq and is a predicted model, not a curated record. NCBI's taxonomy places the organism in Eukaryota, Metazoa, Arthropoda, Insecta, Lepidoptera, Nymphalidae. The coding region runs from base 250 to 1740 and encodes 496 amino acids. Gene Ontology annotation, molecular function: DNA-binding transcription factor activity, RNA polymerase II-specific; RNA polymerase II cis-regulatory region sequence-specific DNA binding. Gene Ontology annotation, cellular component: nucleus.
UCGACGGGCGGCCGGGAACCCGCUCCUCGCCGUACUGACGCUGACGCUCGAACACUGUUUACGCCGGCUUUUCCUAGUUUCUGAAUGCGCGCCGCAACCACCGGGCCGAUUUUUCUCUCUCACUCGUAUCUGACAGCUGUCGCGCGCGAAUUUCCCGCCGAGAGAGUCAGGUCGAAAGUUUUUGGCGCGAAAAGCGUAGUGGUAGACGAUGUCUCUCUGUGAACUCUAAGCUGUGGUUCGCGUUGCUAGAUGAGUUACCCCAUAAUGGAUGAUUGGGAGCGGCAUGUGACUCCCCUGCUCCAAGACAUGGGGUGUCCGAAUGAGGAGGCCCAAGAUGACUUCUUUAACCAGCAGGACUUGCUGGUGGGCAGCAGCGGGGCGGGUAACGGCGGAGCGGCAACUUCGCCUGAUGGAGGCUCAAGCUCCGCGCCGCCCCUAUCGCCUGGCGGCUCUGGGGUAGUCGGAGGUGCCCUAUCCCCAGGCGCGGGAAGCCAUGCCAGUACCCCUGCCGCAUCCUGCUGCGACACGCCAAGGCCUAUCAUCACCGACCCAGUAUCGGGACAGACGGUCUGCUCCUGUCAAUAUGAUGGAGCCAGGCUAGCAUUGACCUCGUAUCCAAGACUAUCGAGUGCAGCGGUUGGUGUUUACGGGGCCCCAUAUCCAUCAACGGAUCAGAACCCAUACCCCAGUAUCGGCGUCGACAGCUCAGCGUUCUAUUCACCAUUGAGCAACCCGUACGCGCUCAAGGAAAGCGGCGGCGAGAUGUCAGCGUGGACGUCAGCGGGCCUUCAACCCUCCGGCGGCUACUACCCUUACGACCCGACUCUGGCUGCGUAUGGAUAUGGUGCUGGGUACGAUUUAGCAGCCAGGCGAAAAAACGCGACACGAGAGUCGACCGCUACGCUGAAGGCGUGGUUGAACGAGCACAAGAAAAAUCCUUACCCGACUAAGGGCGAGAAGAUUAUGCUCGCGAUCAUCACGAAGAUGACCCUCACGCAAGUGUCCACAUGGUUCGCGAACGCGCGCCGGCGUCUCAAGAAGGAGAACAAGAUGACGUGGGAGCCGAAGAACAAGACCGAUGAUGACGACGAUACAAUGCUCUCCGACGAGGAGAAAGAACAGGAGGAUAAAAUAAAAACUAACAAAGAUGAGGAAAGGAAGGGCGACGAGUUACUGCAGGGGAUGCACAGCCAGCUGCUCGGUUAUGGAAUAAAGGAGGAAUCAAAGCGAGGAACUUCAGACUGUGGAGUGCCAAUACCGGCGUCCAAGCCGAAGAUAUGGUCACUAGCAGAUACGGCAGCUUGUAAAACGCCACCACCCGCUGCUCAGCCCUGGCCGCAGCACGGUUAUGGACCUGGACCUGAGCGAGCUGCAGCCGGCGACGGCAGUUCUAAUGGAUUCGCUUUACCCGCGACAGCGGCGGCCAGUCCGGCCAGUGGCUCUUACGGCCGGUACGGUGGCUUUCCUGGUGCCCAGUAUGGAGGCCAGCACCCAUGCGUGCACCCAGCUGCCUUUCCUGAUGUUCAAACAGACACUCCACCCCAGACGCCACCCAACAUGAAGGUGCCCAGCGUAGCAAACCCGCUCGGCAGUGGUGGUGGGUCCGGAUACUGCUUCCCACGGCACCAACAGUCACCGCAGCGUGACCCCUACCACAACCCCCACCAUGCUAAUAACCACCAGCCCAACCAACAUCACAACGAGGGUUCAGCUGCCUUCAAACCCUUUUAUAAAAGGUAAGCCGAGUGAAACCUGCGUCGCUGCUCCGCCCUCGGCUAGGGCCUGUUGAAAUGGUCACAGUGGCACAGUGUUUCCUAUACGAUCGACGAAGCGAGCGAUUAAGAAAUUUUGACAUGUCCGUACAGAGACGAGACGCGUUACAAUGUAAAUUAAUUUCAUAAAAUUCGGUUAUCGUGUAGAAUAAUUAUUUUCAAAUAUCUAAAUUAAAAUGCACAGAUUAUUGUAAUGUAUAAAGUAACUUGUUGAUUUGUACUUAAAAAUUUAAUUUCAUGUGAUCUAGAUAACGGUUGUCCUUAGAAAUUAAAUCAUUGUAUUGAAAAAAAAAAAACGGUUGCUCAGUAUUUUUAUAGACAUAAGAAUAUUCUGAAAAUAAUAUCCAAUUUAUUUAUGAUUCGAAUACACGAAAUGCGCAAUGACGUGUAUAUCUUGACUAGCCAUUGGAUUUAGUGAAUUGUACAUUAUGUUUAAUUUUAAUUGUCAAGUACGUUAAUAUUAAGGAAUUAAAAAUGUUUUCUGAGUUCUUCCAAAUAAAGAGUUAUAUUUGUAACGAUACGAAUGCUUAUUUCUGAGCUUAUUUUACGCGCCCGAUUUUACUUGAUGUAAUAUUAAUUUUACAAACCGAUUUAGAGUCGAUCUGUUAAUCGUGAAUGUCAUUGUAAAUAGACGGAGCUGUGUAGAUUUUCUAUAUUAUUUAGUUUCACAUCAAUUGUACAAAGUAAUUAAUACUGUUUUUUCCACAUCCCGCGUCGUAUACGUCGGAUUUAUAAAUAUUGUUUAAAAGUAUUAUUAGAAGUAUAUGUAAAUAGGUUUAUUCUGAAUAUAUUUUAUUUUACGAAAUCGAUCGCAAUCACUUCGAUAUAUCUGUAUACAGUUGAUAAAUGAUUUUUCAACUUCAACGUCACUUUGGUAUCCUAAGCGUCCAUUUGAAACAACUUGAUCGCAUCUAAUACGAUAAGUACCGCUGUCGAAUUACCUCCGCGUACCGAAGUAUCGAAGUAUAUCUGCUUGUGAAAUAACAACACAUUUGUAAAAUUAUUAUUAUUAUGUUUCAUCGCGUUCGAAUUAUCCUUAUCAUUAAUAUUUAAAUAAUCAUUAAUGUUGCGAUUGUGUUAUUAUUUUUUUUUUUUUCUUUCAAAUAUUUUUUAUAAUUAUUAUGUCACUUUAUUUAGUAUUAUUUUUAAACUGUGUAUGUCAAAUGGUGCAUUAGUCAGGUGUUUAUCACUUACGUUUAAGUUUCCUAAACAUAAAAUAUUUAUUAUAAAACACUUGGGCAAUAUUUGAUCUCCGCAAUUAAUACAUUUGGUCACCACAACACAUUGAGGCUUAAACGAACAGCAUUUCAUCGAAAACUUUAAACGUGACCAAAAUCGAAUACAUUCGCUUAAUAUUAAAUGUUCUAUAUAGAUAUUUAUAGAAUAUGUACCUAUUAAUUAUUAUUAUAAGUAAAAUUAUGUAACGAUUGUAAUUAAAUCUUUAUUUCAAA